AGAUGUGGUACUGGAUCUUCCUCUGGGCUCUCUUCUCCUCCCUGUUUGUCCACGGUGCUGCAGGUGUGUUGAUGUUUGUGAUGCUGCAGAGGCACAGACAGGGGAGAGUGAUCUCGGUCAUUGCAGUCAGCAUCGGAUUUCUGGCCUCUGUAACUGGAGCAAUGAUUACUAGUGCUGCGGUGGCUGGCAUAUACAGAGUGGCAGGGAAGAACAUGGCCCCUUUGGAAGCACUGGUGUGGGGCGUGGGGCAGACCGUAUUGACAUUAAUCAUCUCCUUCUCAAGGAUCCUCGCUACGCUCUGAGGUUUCUGAGGGAAUGUCUAAAUUCACACAAGGACGCAGAUGUACAGAUUCCCUGAAAAUGGCAUUGUUAACAAGUGGAAAUGACAUUGCACAAGAGUGUGGAUGGACUCAGCAAGUCAAAACCCAAGGAAGAAGUUGAGCUGUUUGGAAAGCCUGCCCUCUGGCGUUCACUGAUUGCACUACUGCACUGCACCUUACGUGCCUCCAUCCCAGGCAAGGUGCACUAGAAGCUAUGUGAAGCUGCAAGAAAAAGCACCUUGUUUAGCUGCCAUUCAGGUUAACAUUGGUGUUGAAAUCAUCAUUCUCAACAGUGUUGUGUUAAGUUACAGGGACGUUUUGAGAAAUUGACAUAUGUGCCAAACUCUCUUCUUUUUGUUAACAUUGAUCAUGUGACAAUUUGCAGUAUAGAUGUAGCCGAGUGCUGUGAAGACAUUUGACACGAAUUCAGGUACUGUAGUAAAAUCUUUGUUUGUAAUGCUAAAUCCCACA
Molecule: messenger RNA, 791 nt
Organism: Castor canadensis (American beaver)
Lineage: Eukaryota; Metazoa; Chordata; Mammalia; Rodentia; Castoridae
Gene: Tmem170b
Product: transmembrane protein 170B
Biological process (GO): negative regulation of canonical Wnt signaling pathway
Cellular component (GO): plasma membrane
Source: RefSeq, a predicted model, not a curated record